CAACAGCUGAUCGGAGGGACCAUGGCUGCAGCGCUCGCCGCCGGUGCCGAGCGCGGAGGGAGCGACGGCGCGGGCAGAGGCGACCGAGGGGACGGCAGCAACAACAGUGUUGACACCUUGGACAGGCUGCUGCCCACAAUUGUCGGAACCAAGUCCCCCAGGAAGCGCACCACCAGCCAGUCCAAAUCAGAGCCCCCCCUUCUGCGUACCAGUAAAAGGACGAUCUACACCGCGGGCCGACCCCCCUGGUACAACGAACAUGGCACCCAGUCAAAAGAGGCAUUCGUUAUCGGCCUCGGUGGGGGCACUGCUUCUGGGAAGACCACAGUGGCCCGGAUGAUCAUCGAGGCGCUGGACGUGCCCUGGGUGGUCCUGCUAUCCAUGGACGCCUUCUACAAGGUUCUGACGAAAGAGCAGCAGGAACUAGCUGCCAGCAAUGAUUUCAACUUUGACCAUCCUGACGCCUUUGAUUUUGACCUGAUCAUCUCCACUCUCAAAAAACUCAAGCAAGGGAAAAGUGUGAAGAUCCCCAUUUAUGACUUCACCACCCAUAGUCGCAAGAAGGAAUGGAAAAUGCUUUAUGGAGCCAACGUGAUUAUAUUUGAAGGUAUUAUGGCAUUUGCCGAUAAGGAGCUCCUAAAGCUUCUGGACAUGAAAAUAUUUGUGGACACCGACUCUGACAUCCGUCUCGUUCGGCGUUUGCGCAGGGACAUCAGCGAGCGAGGCCGAGACAUUGAGGGGGUCAUCAAGCAGUACAACAAAUUUGUCAAGCCGGCCUUUGACCAGUAUAUCCAGCCCACCAUGCGACUGGCUGACAUCGUCGUCCCACGAGGCAGUGGAAAUACUGUCGCUAUUGACUUGAUCGUCCAGCAUGUGCACAGCCAGCUGGAAGAGCGUGAACUCAGCGUCAGGGCAGCGUUGGCUUCUGCUCACCAGUGUCACCCCCUCCCCAAGACCCUCAGUGUCCUGAAGAACACACCGCAGGUCAAGGGAAUGCACACCAUCAUCCGAAACAAGGAGACAAGCCGGGAUGAGUUUAUUUUCUACUCCAAACGGCUGAUGCGCCUUCUAAUUGAGCAUGCAUUAUCUCUGCUGCCCUUCCAGAGCUGCACCGUGCAAACCCCACAAGGCCAGGACUAUGAAGGCUGUAUGUACAGUGGGAAGCAAAUUACAGGGGUGUCCAUUUUGAGGGCCGGAGAGACCAUGGAGCCAGCCCUGCGGGCCGUCUGCAAGGAUGUCCGGAUUGGCACCAUCCUGAUUCAGACGAACCAAUACACUGGGGAGCCAGAGCUGCACUACCUGAGACUCCCGAAGGACAUUAGUGAAGAUCACGUGAUUUUGAUGGACUGCACUGUCUCCACCGGGGCAGCCGCCAUGAUGGCCGUGAGGGUGUUGCUGGAUCAUGAUGUGCCAGAGGACAAGAUCUUUCUUCUGUCCUUGCUGAUGGCCGAGAUGGGCGUCCACUCUGUGGCCUACGCCUUCCCACAAGUCAAGAUCAUUACAACUGCUGUAGACAAGAAAGUGAAUGACCUUUUCCGCAUCAUCCCUGGUAUUGGAAAUUUUGGAGACCGUUACUUUGGCACAGAUGCCCCGCCCAACUGGAGUGACGAGGAAGACAUCCUGGAUUCUUGAUCACUUCCUUUGUAAAGAAACUGCUCUGAAGGCGUGGCGGAUUCUGCACCCACACCUUAACACAUACCCUCACACGCUCCACCGCAAAUCUCCAAAUGCUUGCAAAGGGAUCAUUCAGCAAUGCAACCGAUUACUUUUUUCUUCUGCUUCACCUUGCAUCAGAAGCUGAAGGAGUAUUUUUUAGGAAGUGGGGGGCAAGAGAGUGGCUCCUGGCUGGGUUUUUUUUUUUAAAGUUUGCACGAGUGUCUUUGAUUCCAGAAGCAGUUUAUUUUAAUUUAAAAGAUUUAUUAUAACUUAUUUUAUUAAAAAAAACCCUCCUCGGCAAAGCUUUGAGGAUUUCA
Messenger RNA from Candoia aspera, 1973 nucleotides. It is a transcript of the gene UCKL1, whose product is annotated as uridine-cytidine kinase 1 like 1. Gene Ontology annotation, molecular function: ATP binding; kinase activity. Gene Ontology annotation, cellular component: cytoplasm. The transcript has 15 exons. The coding region runs from base 22 to 1632 and encodes 536 amino acids. NCBI's taxonomy places the organism in Eukaryota, Metazoa, Chordata, Lepidosauria, Squamata, Candoiidae. The record is from RefSeq and is a predicted model, not a curated record.